AUGGAGGGCUUCGACACCAUGGCCAUGCCGCCCUAUCUUGCUAGCCCGUUAUCCCUCGGCAAUCUUCAGGGUACCGAUUAUCUCAAUGCUAUGCCCGGUCUUGAUUUGCCCGAUCACCGUUCCAACUUUGAUUCCGAGACUUUUGUUAGUGAUGAUCUUGCCUUCACUACUCAAAAUGGCCUACCACACGCAUUGAACCGCUUCCCCUCGGGUUAUGAUGAUACCUUCACCGAUAUGGUCACUCCAUUUGAUCCCGUCCCUCCCGAGCAACCUCAGGAUUCCUCCAUCGAUCACAACAAUAAACUGCUGAGCUUCUCAUUGCCCGCCUACCACUUCACCUUGCUCGACUACUCCAUGCGCCGCACCUCAUUGUCGGUUUCCGCUCAACUUCAUGGAAUGUUCUUCUUGGCCGAAUCUCCAUAUACAACCUCCCCAUCGGAGAACGCCCCACCUCAACAAGGUGCCGAGCUAACAUGUUACCGCCGGAACCUCUUUCAGAUCACUGGCUCCGUAACCCUACCCCGAGGAAUGCGCUAUAUUAUGACCGACCAAGGUGAUCGGAUUCCGAUUCUCGCGCAAGAGCUUACCGUGUCGGCGACGGAAUCAGUGGAAGGAAACCCAGUAAAGAUCAUAUCGGUGCCAUGGAAAACGCCAUCAGCCGCUGCCGCCAACUCCGGGACUGCCCUCGACGAGACGAGCACUGGCACCGCUGCCAAGAUUGAGAAGGAGCCCCCACCAAUUCCGCUCGAUAUCAUGGCUGGUCAGGACUUGGAUACCGACUACGCGACCUUUCCGAUUGCCUGGAAACGCUUGCAAUUCCGCGUCGCGACUGCCAACAAUGGACGGCGCAAGGAGCUACAGCAACACUUCGUCGUUAGGCUCAAGGUUGUAGCAACUCUCUCGACUGGCGCCAAGAUCUCCAUCUCCGAGGUUCAAUCGGGUCCUGUGAUUGUUCGCGGCCGCAGCCCGCGCAACUUCCAGUCCAGAAAGGAUCUCCCACUAAGCGGCAGUGCCGCGGCCUCGCGAAAGAACCAGGCCAACUCGGCCGCUGCGCUCAACCGCACGCCGACCAGCGACUCAGUACCACGCCGCGCCAGCGUGACUCCAGCGAAAGCGAAGGCCCCCUCAACGACCGUGCAAAGUAGCUCCCCCGAGACAACCUCCGUACCACCCCCGACAAUGAUGCAACAACCCACCGACUGGACCCCUAUCCCGCAAUCCAACAACGCCAUGAUGUCCCACGCCCACCAAUCCAUCUUCCCCCACUCCAGUCCAGAGCAACAACUCUCACAAGCGGCCGACUCCCAACGACGCGUCAGCGGCACAACAGCCGGAUCAGCAGCGCCGAUUAAUCUAUCCCUCUUGGACGACGAAGACCGAGGUGACGUUGGGAGCUUGCAGCUAGAUCAAAAGAUGAUGGCAUCUUACGCCAACGUUCCGGAAAUCCCUCAACAAAGAUCUAUAAAUCUCGACCAAUCCGCCGCACCACCUUCAAAGAUGCGCAAGCUUUCCCACGGCAUCUCCCAGCAGUCCCAGACUCCCUCUCGAAGCGCCUCCUCAUCCAUACCCCUAAUCGAGACGGCCAAUCUCCCGCAACAAUUCGUGUCUUCACUACCAUUCCCGAAUGAGAGUACCGAUUUUCUGUACGAAUACUUCCCUCUCGGACUGGAUGACUGGCAAGCCCCCGUGGACGCCGUUUACAGGCCCCAUGUCGUUCAUCAUACCAAUAUCCCUGAGAUGAAGUUCGUCGCUUCCCGGGGUCGCAGUAAGAGGUAUUUUGCUGCUGAGGACGUGUUUUGA
Penicillium waksmanii is the source of this 1800-nucleotide messenger RNA. RefSeq names its product p53-like transcription factor DNA-binding. Bases 1 to 1800 code for a protein of 599 amino acids. Gene Ontology annotation, molecular function: DNA-binding transcription factor activity; DNA binding. The transcript is spliced from 2 exons. Gene Ontology annotation, biological process: meiotic cell cycle; positive regulation of transcription by RNA polymerase II. Gene Ontology annotation, cellular component: nuclear chromosome. The record is from RefSeq and is a predicted model, not a curated record. NCBI's taxonomy places the organism in Eukaryota, Fungi, Ascomycota, Eurotiomycetes, Eurotiales, Aspergillaceae.